UCCCUCAGUACAACAUCUGCAUGUUUCUUGAACACCUCCAGGGAUGGUGAUUCCCUCAUCUCCUUGGGCUGCUUCUUCAAGUUCCCAACAGAACUUCUUUUCCCUUUUCAGCUGUUUGUGCUCCUCAUCCCUCCCUUCUACAAGAAAACUAACCAAAAAGAAACAAGCAAGCAAUUCAGUUUCCAGCUGCAUCAGCCUCACAAACACCAGGGCCACCUCUCAGCUGCAAGAGCCAGCUAAUGGAAUAAUAGGAGCUGCUGGAGGCAAGUUCAUAAGCUGCGGGAUGCGCAAUGGAUCGCCUGCAGGCUCUGCCACUGACUCACCCCAUACCUUUGCAUCGAGCAGUUCACUGCUUCCUGGAUCUCCCAUGAUUGUAUGCAUUGAAGUUAGUUGGACCAUCAUUGCACAGCUCUGUGGACCAUCAUUGCACAGUUAUUUGGACCAUCAUUGCAUGGCUAUUUGGACCAUCAUUGCACAGUUAUUUGGACCAUCAUUGCACAGCUCUUUGGACCAUCAUUGCACAGUUAUUUGGACCAUCAUUGCAUGGCUAUUUGGACCAUCAUUGCACAGUUAUUUGGACCAUCAUUGUACAGCUCUUUGGACCAUCAUUGCAUGGCUAUUUGGACCAUCAUUGUACAGCUCUUUGGACCAUCAUUGCACAGCUAUUUGGACCAUCAUUGCACGGCUAUUUGGACCAUCAUUGCAUGGCUAUUUGGACCAUCAUUGCACAGCUCUUUGGACCAUCAUUGCACGGCUAUUUGGACCAUCAUUGCACAGCUAUUUGGACCAUCAUUGCACAGUUAUUUGGACCAUCAUUGCACAGCUCUUUGGACCAUCAUUGCACAGUUAUUUGGACCAUCAUUGCACAGCUAUUUGGACCAUCAUUGCACAGUUAUUUGGACCAUCAUUGCACGGCUAUUUGGACCAUCACUGCACGGCUAUUUGGACCAUUGUUGCUCAGCUUUUUGGACUGCCAUGGUUUCUCCUCCAAGCAGGAAGACUUGGAUGCAAGAAUCACAGGAAAUGA
Messenger RNA from Lagopus muta (rock ptarmigan), 1027 nucleotides. RefSeq lists its product as uncharacterized. Bases 44 to 1027 code for a protein of 327 amino acids. The record is from RefSeq and is a predicted model, not a curated record. The transcript is spliced from 3 exons. NCBI's taxonomy places the organism in Eukaryota, Metazoa, Chordata, Aves, Galliformes, Phasianidae.